Molecule: messenger RNA, 3107 nt
Organism: Juglans microcarpa x Juglans regia
Lineage: Eukaryota; Viridiplantae; Streptophyta; Magnoliopsida; Fagales; Juglandaceae
Product: pentatricopeptide repeat-containing protein At1g71210, mitochondrial
Exons: 1
Coding region: 270-2921 (883 amino acids)
Molecular function (GO): protein binding
Source: RefSeq, a predicted model, not a curated record
AGUAUCCCUAGUCGGAGCGAAUACGAAUGCAUAAACUUGGACAAAAAUAAACGUAGGUCCUUAUUCACAUAUAUGUAUAUCUAUUCUGCAAGGGAAGGGCCAGUUGGGUUGGAAGAGAGAGCGAAAGAUGCAGAGAGAUCCUGCACCUGCAACAAUGGGGAAUUUGGAGGAUAUGAAGGAGUGGCCGUAGAGUGACUCUCUCUCUCUCUCUCUCUCUCUCUCUCUCUCGCGAAACUCCAAAUUCUGAGUCUGAAUCCGAAAUCCCAAUAAUGCUCUCGCUGAAACAUGUAGCCAAAUCUAAUGCUUUUCUCUCCCGACUGGCCACCGUGAUCUCCACCUCUCAAUCCUUGUCUUCUUCUUUGUCUCUAUAUCCCCACUUCUAUUACACUGCUUCUUUUUCCUCUAACCAGAACACUCAUUUCCUCCCUGCUUCCACCGACUUCUUGGCCUCCUCCUUCAAGGAUUGGUUCAAGCUCCACAACAACCAACUUUUGGACCGAAUUUUCGGCAUCUUAGGUGCCCAGGCUGACGACGAUUUACCCUCCCGCCGCGCCGCCGACCUCGCUCUCUCUCAGCUUGGCCUCCGUCUCUCCGAAUCCUUCGUGUUGGAGGUUCUCGGGUAUGGCAGUGACGUCCUCUCCUGCCUCAAGUUCUUCGACUGGGCCGGCCGCCAGCCUGGCUUCCACCACACCCGCGCCACCUUCUACGCUAUCUUCAAAAUCCUAUCCAAGGCCAAGCUCAUGUCCCUCAUGCUCGACAUCCUCCACAACUAUAAGACACAGCGAUACUUUCAUAGGGUUCGUUUCUACGACACUUUGGUCAUGGGAUACGCUGUCGCGGGUAAGCCCGAUAUUGCGCUUCAAGUGUUUGGUAGAAUGCGGUUUCAAGGUCUUGACUUGGAUUCUUUUUCUUAUCACGUGCUUCUGAAUGCUUUGGUGGAGGAGAGUUGUUUCGACGCGGUUGAUGCCAUUCUUAAGCAGAUUCAAAUGCGAGGUUUUGAGAAUGGGAUCACUCAUUCGAUAACGGUGAAGAAUUAUUGCAAGCAGAACCGGUUGGACGAAGCGGAGGCUUUCUUGCGUGGGUUGAUGAGUGAAGGACGAGAAUUGGACGGCCAUGGAGUGAGCGGGCUUGUGGAUGCGCUUUGUAAGAGUAAUGAGUUUGAGAAAGCAGGGAAGUUGGUCGAGGAGUUUCGGGAGUCGGGGAUGGUUGCAAUGGAGAAUGCUUAUGGGGUGUGGAUGAGGGAUCUGGUUCAGGCUGGGAGGUUAGAUGGGGCUUUGGAAUUCCUACGGAGCAAGAAGUCAAUGGAAGGGUAUGUUCCUGAGGUGUUUCGGUACAAUGUUUUGUUAUGUCGGCUUUUGAGGGAGAAUCGGCUCGAGGAAUUGUGUGAUUUGCUGAUGGAGAUGAAGGAGGGUCAGAUAUCCCCUGAUAAGGUCACUAUGAAUGCAGCAUUGUGCUUUUUUUGUAAAGCCGGGAUGGUUGAUGUUGCACUCAAGUUGUACAAUUUGAGGUUUGCAUUCGGGCUCUCUCUUAAUAGCAUGGCUUAUAACUAUUUGAUCAAUACUCUAUGCGGUGAUGGAAGCAUCGAUGAAGCAUAUCGUGUGUUAAAAAAUUCUAUUGACCAAGGCUAUUUCCCAGGUAGGAAAAUGUUUUCUGUGCUUGCUGAUGCUUUGUGCAGAGAGGGAAAGCUUGAUAAGAUGAAGGAGUUGCUCAUGGUUGCCUUGCAGAGGAAUUUUAUGCCAAGUACUUCCAUAUACGACAGGUUUAUUUCUGCUUUGUGCAAGGCUAGGAGGGUAGAAGACGGGUAUUUAAUACAUGGGGAACUUAACAGAAUGAAUAAAGUUACCUCGAUGAAUACUUACUUUAACUUGAUACAUGGUUUUAACAAGUCAAACAGGGGAGAUAUUGCAGCGAGACUUCUUAUUGAGAUGCAAGAAAGGGGUCACACCCCGACUCGAGCCUUGUUCAGAGCUGUUAUUAGAUGUUUGUGUGAUAUGGAAAAUCCGGAAAAGCAAUUUCUCAAAUUAUUGGAGAUCCAGUUGUCUCAUCAUGAACCCAAUUGUGAGCUUUACAACUUUUUUAUUGACGGAGCUGGCCAUGCCAAAAGGCCUGAGCUGGCUAGAGAAGUAUUUGAGAUGAUGCGGAGAAGUGGGGUUGAGCCCAAUCGGAGUUCUCACAUUCUUAUGUUGCAGAGUUAUCUAAAAAGCGAAAGAAUUUCUGAUGCUUUGAAUUUCUUUAGAGAUUUGCACCAGAGAAGAAAGAUUGGAGGGAAACUAUACAAUCCCAUGGUUGUUGGUCUUUGCAAAGUCAACAAGGUGGAUGUUGCAUUGGAUUUGUUCGGGGAGAUGAGGGAUUAUAGAAUUGUUCCAAGUAUUCAAUGCUACGAGUCUCUAAUAAAGCUCUUGUGCUCGAGUAAAAAGUAUGAUACUGCAAUAAACCUUAUUAAUGAUUUGGAGAAACUCGGCCGUCAUGUAACAUCCUUUAUCGGUAAUGUACUCUUGUUCCAUUCUUUGAAGACUCAAGAGCUUUAUGAAACUUGGAUUCGUUUGAGAGAAGUACAGGAUGAGAGCUCUUCUGGUGGUACUUCAAUGCUUGGCCUGCUCGUUGGUGCAUUUUCUGGUCGUGUUACUGUGAGCCAACAUAUUGACAACUUGGAAGAAGUGAUUGAAAAGUGCUUCCCGCUCGACACCUACACAUAUAAUUUGUUGUUGAGAAGACUAAGCAGGAGGGAUAUGGACCUUGCUUGUGAGUAUUUCAAUCGGAUGUGUAAGAGAGGGUAUGAACCUAAUCGAUGGACUUAUGACAUCUUAGUACAUGGCUUUUUAAAACGUGGCAAGAAAGCUGAGGCUAGGAUAUGGUUAGAAGAGAUGUUGCGGAAUGGCUUUGAUCCCACAGAGGGUACCAUUAAUUUGAUGGGCAUCUAAUGGAAUCAGUGGUCUAGGUUCCAUCAGCUCGUUGAUUUUAAACAACAACAAAGUUCAUACAGUUUUCAUGAGAAAUAAUCAGUUUGAUGCCAUACUUUGAUUAGUGACAUGGCACAUAUUAGUUUUCUAAGUGUAUCUGUCAACCAUUGCAGGGAAUGAAUGAGAUGUAUUUUUUGUUUUUGUUUU